Echinops telfairi (small Madagascar hedgehog) is the source of this 2016-nucleotide messenger RNA. RefSeq names its product histone-lysine N-methyltransferase PRDM9. The record is from RefSeq and is a predicted model, not a curated record. Gene Ontology annotation, biological process: regulation of transcription by RNA polymerase II. Gene Ontology annotation, molecular function: DNA-binding transcription activator activity, RNA polymerase II-specific; RNA polymerase II cis-regulatory region sequence-specific DNA binding. The transcript is spliced from 2 exons. Lineage: Eukaryota; Metazoa; Chordata; Mammalia; Afrosoricida; Tenrecidae. Gene Ontology annotation, cellular component: nucleus. Bases 31 to 1803 code for a protein of 590 amino acids.
UGUGAUCUUGGGGUUGGAUGUUUGGAGUCCAUGGGGAUUAUUGGCAGCAUGAGCCCUGCCAGGAACUGUGGAGGAGAGCCCUUGGGUAGACAUGAAGAAAGAAGCGAGGGCACACAUGGAGAACCAAAGCCAGAGGUUAAUCCAUGUCCCUCCUGUCCUCUUGCCUUGUCCAGUCAACAACUGAAGCACAGCCACCCCUUUCAGUCCUUACCAGGAACACCUGCAGAAAAACACCUCCAAGCAGAAGACUUCCAUCCAAGGGGGCAGAAGCUGCACCAUUUUGAGCAUCACAUUCGGAAUGAGCGAGCAGAAGGUCUAGAGACAGGAGAUGGGUCAAAACCCAUGCUUGAAAGGACAAGGCUGGGGAAAAUGUCAAAGACCACCUAUAACUCACCCAAAGGACAAACGAGGAGCUCUGGGGAGACUAAUAGAAUAAGGGAAGCAGAUCUCAACCCAGGUCAGGGAGUGAAUGCUGAAGACACAAGAAAUUUAUUCUUGGGUAUAGGAAUAUCAAGAAUUGCAAAAGUCAGGUGUAGAGAGUGUGGACAUGGCUUUAGUGUUAAGUCCAGCCUCAUCACACAUCAGAGGAUACACACAGGGGAGAAGCCCUAUGUCUGUAGUGAGUGUGGGCAAGGCUUUAGCCAGAAGUCAGUCCUCAUCAGACACCAGAGGAUACAUACUGGGGAGAAGCCCUAUAUCUGCAGGGAGUGUGAUCGAGGCUUUAGCCGGAAGUCACACCUCAUAAAACACCAGAGGACACAUUCAGGGGAGAAGCCCUAUGUCUGUAGGGAAUGUGGGCAAGGCUUCAGCCAGAAGUCAGUUCUCAUCACACACCACAGGACACACUCAGGAGAGAAGCCCUAUGUCUGCAGGGAGUGUGGGCGAGGCUUCAGCCAGAAGUCAGAUCUCAUUAAACAUGAGAGAACACACUCAGGGGAGAAGCCCUAUAUCUGCAGGGAGUGUGGGAAAGGCUUCAGCCAGAAAUCGGAUCUCAUUAAACACCAAAGGACACACUCAGGAGAGAAGCCUUAUGUUUGCAGUGCGUGUGGGAAAGGUUUCAGUCAGAAGUCAGACCUCAUCACACACCAGAGGACACACUCAGGGGAGAAACCCUAUGUGUGCUGGGAUUGUGGGCGAGGCUUUAGUCGGAAGUCACACCUCAUUACACACCAGAGGACACACUCAAGGGAGAAGCCCUAUGUCUGCAGGGAGUGUGGGAAAGGUUUCAGCCAGAAGUCAGACCUUAUUAAACAUGAGAGGACACACUCAGGGGAAAAGCCCUAUGUCUGCAGUGAGUGUGGGCGAGGCUUUAUCCAGAAGUCACACCUCAUCAGACACCAGAAGACACACUCAGGGGAGAAGCCUUAUAUCUGCAGGGAGUGUGGGAAAGGCUUCAGCCAGAAGUCGGACCUCAUCACACACCAGAGGACACACUCAGGGGUGAAGCCUUAUGUGUGCAGUGAAUGUGAACGAGGCUUUAACCAGAAGUCCGACCUCAUGAAGCAUCAGAGGACACACUCUGGGGAGAAGCCCUAUAUCUGUACUGAGUGUGAACGAGGCUUUAGUCAGAAGUCAGACAUCAUUAGACACCAAAGAACACACUCUGGGGAUAAGCCCUAUGUCUGUAGUGAGUGUGGGAGAGGCUUUAGCCAGAAAUCAGACCUCAUGAAGCACUACAGGACACACUCAGGAGAGAAGCCCUAUGUCUGCAAGGAGUGUGGGCAAGGCUUUGGUGAUAUGUCAAACCUGAUUAGACACAGGAGAAAGAAAUGCAGUCCAAACUCUCCUCUUCCCCAGCUCUGAAGGGCUGUAGAACAAGUUUACUGAUUCCUUACUCCCCAGAGUGUAGAGGGCAGACUGCUGAGUAAACAGAUCCAUUUUGGGUGGGUGUCAAAAGAGAAUGUAAUAAAGCAUGAGGGUCCCCGAUGUGGUCAGGGUGUUGUUGACUGUAGUUUUCCUUCCCAACCAAUCUUCUCCCUUGGUGUUUUGUUAUAAUAAAUGUUGCCAUCAUACAGA